AUGAAACCUCUAAAUGCUACAAGAAAUGGUGGCGUGCCAGAUAAUUUUACCUUCUCUUUGUUGCUGAAAAGUUGUAGGCAACUGGGUUCUGUAAAAUUAGGAAAGCAAAUGCAUUGUAGGAUUUUUAAACAUGGGCUGGAGAAUCAUGUCCAUCUGAGUAAUACUUUGAUUCUUAUGUAUGGUAUGCUGAGGGUAAUUGGGACGGCUAAGGAGUUGUUCAGAGGAAUACCUGAAUCAGGACUAGUAGCCUGGAAUACUGUCAUUGAUUGUCAUGUUUAUUGUGGGAAUUACAAAGAUGCGCUUGAAUGGUUCUUGAAUAUGCAUGGAAGUGGCAUGGCAUUCGGUGAGGUAACGUUGGUGGUCGUUUUAUCAGCUAGUUCUUCAUUGGGUGGACCAAACAUAGACCACUAUGGAAGCAUGCUGGAUAGUCUCGGUAGAGGUGGAAUAGUCACGGUGGCUUAUCAAUUGAUAAUUAGUAUGACAAUGGAAAGGAAUACAAUGCAAUCGAAUGGAGAAUGCUAUUGGGUGCCUGUAGGGUUCAUGGCAGCAUGGAACUACGAGUACGGAUAA
Fraxinus pennsylvanica is the source of this 570-nucleotide messenger RNA. NCBI's taxonomy places the organism in Eukaryota, Viridiplantae, Streptophyta, Magnoliopsida, Lamiales, Oleaceae. The record is from the annotation of a GenBank genome assembly.